This is a messenger RNA of Electrophorus electricus (electric eel), 7298 nucleotides long. The record is from RefSeq and is a predicted model, not a curated record. NCBI's taxonomy places the organism in Eukaryota, Metazoa, Chordata, Actinopteri, Gymnotiformes, Gymnotidae.
AUGUACUCAAUCCGAAGCCUGCCAACAAUGUUGUACCGAGAGAGAACAGAAGAGGAUGGGGUUGAAGACAUGACACAACUUGAGGAUCUGAAUGAAGCUGCUGCUUUAUUCAACCUGAAGAGAAGGUUUGAACGGGAAUUGAUUUAUACAUAUAUUGGAAGUAUUCUGGUAGCCAUGAAUCCCUACAAGAUGUAUAACAUUUAUGGAACAGACAUGGUGCUGCAACACAAAGGGCAUGCCUUUGGCGAAAAUCCUCCGCAUUUAUUUGCUAUAGGAAAUGCUGCUUACACAAAAAUGAUGGAUGCCAAACGGGAUCAGUGCAUUAUUAUCAGUGGGGAGAGUGGCUCUGGUAAGACUGAGGCCAUGAAACUGGUGCUGCGUUAUCUAGCUGCUAUACAACACAAGCGCAACAUAACACAGCAGAUUGAGAUUCUUGAAGCAGCUCCACUCUUAGAGUCAUUUGGAAAUGCCAAAACUGUCAAGAAUGAUAAUUCAAGUCGAUUUGGAAAAUUCAUAGAGAUAUUUUUGGAGGAGGGUGUAAUCAGUGGUGCCAUAACGUCACAGUAUCUACUUGAAAAAUCCAGGAUUGUGUUUCAGGCCAAAGAUGAAAGAAACUACCAUGUAUUUUAUGAGAUGCUUGCAGGUCUUCCUUCACAGCAAAAGCAGUCCUUGUACCUCCAAGAGGCAGAGACCUACUAUUACCUUAAUCAGGGUGGAGACUGUGAGAUUGCUGGGAAGAGGGAUGGGGAGGACUUCCAUAGGCUCCUCAGUGCCAUGGAAAUCCUUCGCUUCAAUGCCGAAGACCAAAACAGCAUCUUCAGGGUCCUGUCGUCCAUCCUGCACCUGGGGAAUGUCUUCUUUGAGAGACAUGAGACAGAUUCUCAUGAGAUGGCAUCAGUGGUGAGUGCUCAGGAGAUCAGAGUGGUGGCAGAACUUUUGCAGAUUUCUCCUGAGGCCCUUCAGAAGUCGAUCACUUUCAAAGUGAUGGAGACACUGAGAGAGAAGAUCUACACUCCCUUAACAGUUGAAAGUGCAGUUGAUGCCAGAGAUGCAGUUUCCAAGAUCCUGUAUGCUCUUCUUUUCAACUGGAUAACAGAUCGAAUCAAUAAGCUGGUUUACCCAAGAAAUGAAACACUGUCCAUUUCCAUCCUUGAUAUCUAUGGGUUUGAGGACCUCACCUUCAACAGCUUUGAACAGCUCUGCAUAAACUAUGCAAAUGAAUACCUACAGUUCUUUUUCAACAAGAUAGUUUUCAGGGAAGAGCAAGAGGAAUACAGCAGAGAACAAAUUCCUUGGGAGGAAGUCACUUUCACUGACAAUCAGGCUUGUCUUGACCUCAUUGCAGCAAAGCCCCAUGGGAUAUUUAGAAUUCUAGAUGACCAGAGUGGUUUUCCACAGGCUACAGAUCAUACCUUCCUUCAGAAAUGUCACUAUCAUCAUGGGCAUAACCCACUCUAUUAUAAGCCAAAAAUGCCUCUACCUGAAUUUUCCAUUAAACAUUUUGCUGGGAAAGUCACUUAUCAGGUCCAUAAGUUCUUGGACAAAAAUUAUGACCAGGUUCGCCAGGAGGUCCUUGACCUUUUCAUGCAAAGCAAAAAUAAGAUGGUUGCACAACUGUUUAUGAGUUAUUCAGAAGCUGUCAGUCAACAGAAGAAGCAUGUUGGGAAGAACAGCAUGGUUACACGACGACACCAGUCCUCCACAGUGGCUGCCAAGUUCCAAAUGUCUCUUAUGGAACUUGCAGAGAAGAUGGAGAGAUGCAACCCAUUUUUUGUGCGCUGUGUAAAGCCAAACAAUAAUAAAGAGCCUGGUUCAUUUGACAUGGAACUGGUCAGUAGUCAGCUUCGUUACUCUGGGAUUUUGGAGACCAUUCGUAUCAGGAGAGAGGGAUAUCCAAUCAGAAUAUCUUUUGAUGUUUUCCUCUUUAGAUACAAGUCUUUACUGGGCCUGAAGCAGCCUCCACCUGCUACUGGGGAAAACUGUGUGAUAAUGUUGAGGAAGCUUUGUCCCAUGAGGCCAGGAGAUUUCCAAGUGGGUGUUUCCAAGCUAUUCAUGAAAGAGAACAUCUAUCACCUGCUGGAGAGUAAGAGAGACAGAGUGAGGCAUGUGGCUGCGUUGACCCUGCAGCGCUACGUCCGAAUGUUCUUCGUUCGAAAGCGCUACAAGGCCUUUCGUAUGAAAAUCAUUGGCCUCCAGGCCCACUGCAGAGGCUACCUUGUACGGAAACGCUAUGUGAAAAUGCGAGUCAGUCUCGUCAAAUUCCGUUCACUGGUCCACCUGUGUGUCAAUCGAAAGAGAUAUGUUAAGAUGAGGUUGGAGGCCAGCAGGAAGGCAGAAGCAGAGAGAAUCAGAAUGGAAAUGGAGUUAUCAAGACGUGAGGUAGUUAAUGUAACACACUUGGUAAUUCCAGCAGAACUUGGAAGGUUAUUGCAAGCUGCUGCAGGUGGUCGAGAGCUUCAUUCUGAUUGCUUAGCCCUAGUACAAGCUCCAACUGUUCAUGUGGAAUCUCAAUUAACAUUACCCCUUGAUAUCAACAAUUACCCAGUUUCUAAAUUCAUCCAGGUUCACUUCAAAGAGCAAAAGUUUGGCAUGUUGACUGCACCUCUGAAGACACCACUAACUUAUAUUGAUGAUGACCUCAAACAUGAAGCUCUAGAUGUGUUUAUCAUGAUCCUCAGGUUCAUGGGUGACCCACAUUUAAAUGGGGCUCAGGAGAAUUUAUUUGGAAACUACAUCAUCCAAAUGGGACUCUCUUACCCUGGCUUGCGAGAUGAAAUUUUGUGUCAAAUUGCCAAUCAAGUCUGGAGGAACAGCAACCCAGACAAUGCUGAGAGGGGCUGGCUGCUUCUGCUCGGAUGCCUGAGUGCAUUUGCACCUUCAGCCAAAAUAGAGAAAUACCUUCUGAAGUUUGUGUCAGACUAUGCCCAUGAUAGCUAUAAGGCAGCUUGCCAACAUAAGCUGAUACAAGCCAUGCAGAAAUCCCUUUAUGGGAUUGAGAUGGCUAGGACCUACCCACUGUCUGUGCUUGAGUGGACUGCUAACAGGAAGAAAGCCAACAUGGUGCUGCAGGUCCACUGCUUUGAUGGGGCCUCCUUCCUGUGUCCAUUGUACUCCUGGACCAGUGGAGAGGAUCUAGCUGGGGAAAUCCUUCAGCACAGGGGUGUUAUAAAAGCCUGGAAGGGGUGUUCCGUCCUUAUGAAGGAACAGGGGCAGUGGGCGGAGCUUGCAGGGCAUGAUUAUGUGAUGGACCUGAUUGCAGACCUGGAGCUGAUGAGAGAUUUCCCCAAGCAGAAGUCCUACUUCAUCAUCUCUGCAGAGAGUUUAACCAGGACCAGACCCAAUGCCACCCUAGCUCUGUUUGGGAGUGGUUUUGAUUCAGAUGAUGAGAGUCCUCUCCUCAUCCCUCCAGCACUGGCCAGUGCCAGUCUCCCAGACUCAGAUGGAUAUUACAGUCAUGAAUCAGAUUUCAGUGAAGCUCCAACUCAGAGAGGCAUGGACCAAUACCUAGACAGCUUGUUUGACCCAGUGCUGUCUGAUGUCAGUGGGGACCUGGAGAAGUCAGCCAGUAUGUCCAGCCAUAUGAAGGGAGCCGGUGGGAUUGGAGGUGGGGAUGGAGGGGAGGUGAAGACACGAGCCAGCAGGUCCUAUCCUCCAGGACUGCAGCCCGGCGCGGUACCAGUACUACCAGUUAUGGGAGGAGCAAUGAUGCCACCUGUACCUAUGCCAGCUACGACCUCAUUGCCUACAUUGCUUACCUCUACAUCUAGAUCUUCAGAUCCCUUAGUACCAGCAAUUUCCCCAGUAUCACCUUUACCUUCUAUGUCAGAUUUGCCUGUUAUGCCAUCUAUUCCAGUUCUACCUAACAUACCACCAGUGACCGAUGUGCCAGUAGAUCACAGCAUCCUAGCACAACAGCAACAAGCCAUCAUCAACCAGCAGGCAGUCAUACUAGCUCAGCAAAUGACAAUGCAUGCAAUGGCCCUUCAACAGCAGAUGUACAGUUCAGUGAGUGGGCCAUAUUCUGGUAUGCCACAUCACAGAGAACAUUUACCAAUGCCCCGGUCUAGCCAGUCAAGCCCAGUGAGCCCAACCAGGACAGUACCACCAGUUGACGUAGUGAGGUCAACCAUCUUGAAUUCAGAGCAUCUAGAACCAACACACAACAUCAAAGACAUAAUCAAACAGUACCAUCCUGGCUCUGUCAAGCCAGUAGAGAUCCCAAGAAAAGAGGCUAAAGUGUUUGUUAAGAAGCCAGACCCUCAUGAUGAAGCUAUGAUGAUUCUUAAGGACCAGAUGCGAUCUCCACCUCCACAACAAAAGAAGACCUAUGGUCCAGCCUUAACUGCUUCAGGUAUGAGAGAGUCUAAAGGUGAGAGUGGAAGAUUACAACCAACAAAAAACAUACAGGCAAAGGGAUCCCCUCCAGUACAUGUGGUCAGAUCACCUCCAGUACCUGCAGUCAGUCAGAGGGCCCCACCCCCUGAGCCUGUGUCUCGAGAACUUCCUAUUGAAAAGGAGAGCAUUCAGACUCAGCUCCACAAGAGGAGCAGUGAGGAACACUACACCUAUACAAAUGUCCCCUGGAAAAUCUACCUGAGGAAAGAGGUUUUCUAUCCUAAGGACAGCUUUAACCACCCCCUCAUAUUAGAUCUUCUGUUCAAGCAGAUUGUCCAUGAUACAUUCUCAGAGGCUUGCAUUCGCAUCACUAAGGAAGAAAGGGAAAAAAUGAAAUCCCUCUUUGGUGAGCACAACAUUGAUGUGGGUGCCUCAACACUAGAUGAGAAUGCGAAGAAAAAGGUUGUCACUGCAGCAAGGGACAGCUGGGAGAUUUACUUCUCACGGCUCUUCCCAGCAUCUGGAAGUGUGGGCACUGGUGUCCAGGUGCUCUCUGUGUCUCAUAGAGGGAUUAAACUGCUAAAGAUGGUGAGGAGCAGUGAAGUGGCCCCAGAUUACUUCAGAGUUUUAAGACCAUAUAGCUACACCGACAUCAUGUUUGUCACCAUUCCCUCCAAGAACAUGCUGGAGUUCAACUUCACCAAUGAGAAACUGAUUCUGUUCUCAGCUAAAGCUCCUCAAGUAAAGACCAUGAUUGACUAUUUCAUCACUGAGCUGAGGAAGGACUCAGACUAUGUGGUUGCUGUGCGUAAUUGCAUUACAGAUGACAGAACAAUGCUGAGUUUCCAUAAAGGAGACAUUAUACGCUUGCAGACAAUGGAGGGCUUGGAGGAAGGCCACUGCUAUGGUUGCAUUGUGAAAAAGAAGGUCAUACUACUCGAAGAGAUAAAGAGAGAUAAACUUGACUUUGGCUGGAAGUUUGGAGCAGUCCAGGGUCGUACAGGGGUUUUCCCUGUAGAGUUUGUGCAGCCGGUGGCUGCUCCAGACUUCAUCAACCUCCCUGUGGACAAAAAAGAGGAGCCCAAGAAUAAGCAGGGUCAUGUAGCAGCUUCUGCAGCCCUGGUGGUGGCUGUGGGAUCCAGUGUUGCUGCCCAGGAGCUGGACCGCUCCAUUGAAGUGGCCUGCCCAGUGAGUGAGUAUACAGAGGCCCUUACAGACUAUGGAAGCUUGGAGAUUGAUGAGAGAAUUCUGCAGGACAGCCAAUACAACAUGGUGGAGUUUGCCAAGAAAUAUUUCAGGGGGGUUCAGAAAAAGAACAGUGAUUCCUAUAAGCAAAAGUCAAAAAAAGGAAAAGAAGCCAGGGAACCAUCUGAUAUAGUGAAAUUUUCUAAGUCCCCAAUCCAGGAGUCCUUGAUUGAGUUUAGUGAUGAAAAUAUGAACAAGAUGGCAGCAGACAUCUUUCUGGCUAUAAUGAAGUUUAUGGGGGACUAUCCGAUGAAAGGUCAAACUGAGCAAGACAUCAUCAACACCAUACUGAAUCUUAGUGGCGAGUAUGGUUUGAUGAGGGAUGAAGUGUACUGCCAGGUCCUCAAACAGAUCACAGGAAAUACAAGUUCUAAAAUGGACAGUUGUCAGAGGGGCUGGAGGCUGUUGUACAUCCUCACAGCCUACUACCGGUGCUCAGAAGUACUGAAGCCCUAUCUACUCAGAUACCUCCAAGAUGCCUGCGCAAGCUCUGGUGUGCACUUCCAAGGCAUUGCCAAAGCUUGUGAACAGAACCUCAGGAAGACAUUCCAAUAUGGUGGGCGCAACAAGCAUCCUAACAGCAUGGAACUGAAGGCAAUGAUGGCUGGUAGGAGCUCCAAACGUCAGCUGUUUCUUCUUCCUGGUGGAAUUGAGCGGCAUCUGAAAAUCAAGACUUGCUCAGUUGCUUUGGAUGCUAUUGAGGAGCUGUGCUAUGAGAUGGGUCUAAACAGGCAGGAAGCAAUGGAUGAAUACGCCAUAUUUGUUGUCACACACAGGGGUCAGAAUGUUCGGCCACUGAACAAAAGGGAGUACAUCUUGGACAUCGCCACAGAGGCAGAGCCUAUUGAUAGUAACUAUAGUCUGUGGUUUAGAAGAGUGAUCUGGAAUCAGCCACUAAAAUUUGACAAUGAGCUUGGAGUCACUGUGCAUUACAACCAGGUUGCGCCUGACUACUUAAAAGGACUCCUGGAUGUUGUACUGCAGGGGAAGGUUAGUGAGCAGCAGCUUCAGCAGGUGUCAAAACUAGCUGCCCUGCAACACCGUGCCAAAGAAUCCGUCGGCCUUCCUACCAUCGGUGAGGUUCUGGAAUGUAUUCCUACCCAGCUGUAUGGACUGCAACGCCCCCAGCAAUGGCUGAAUAUGGUGACCCAGCACAUGCAGCAGGUCCAGCCUCUGAGUCCCCAUCAGGCCAUGUCCCAGUUCCUGGGGCUCAUCAGUGCUUUGCCGAUGUUUGGCUCCUCGUUCUUCUACAUAUUGAGCACUAGCAACAGCUUCAUCAACUGCCCCUGCAUAUUAGCUGUCAACCAAAAUGGACUGAACUUUCUAAACAAGGAAACACAUAAGCUGAUGGUGAAAUUCCCCCUGAAAGAGGUACAAUCCACACGGACGCAGAGGCCAACAGCUGGCUCCAGUUACCCUUAUGUGGAGAUACUGCUGGGGAAUCUAAUGUCUCAGCGCAUCACACAGCUGCAGGUAGACCAGAGUCUGGAGUUGUGCCGUGUCAUUGCAAUGCACAUGGAGAACAUGCUGUCAGCACGAGAGAAGAGACUCACACUGCCUCCCAGUGAGAUUACUCUGCUCUGACCUGCCUCCCAACAACACCCCAAACGGCCCACUGUCAUUUAAAUACUGUGCAGUAAGAGUUAAUCAUUGCAGUCUGUUAUAUCUUAUACCACAUUACUACUAAUUGGAAUGAUUGGGCUAAAUUUCACCUUCAG